AUGGAUGCCAUCAUGGACCCCGGUUCUGCAACCGGCUCACUGUCCCUGAGGAAUUGCAGCAGGCAGAACCGCACUUGUAGCGUGGAGAGCCCCGUUGCCUACGUGGAUUAUUACCUGCACCAGCCUCUUGUCGCCGCAAUCUUCAUCAUUUCCUACCUCCUCAUCUUCCUCCUGUGCAUGCUCGGCAACGGAGUGGUGUGUUUCAUCGUGCUGCGGAGCAAGCACAUGCGCACCGUCACCAACCUCUUCAUCUUGAACCUUGCUGUCAGCGAUCUGCUCGUGGGAAUUUUUUGCAUGCCCACCACUUUGCUGGAUAAUAUCAUCUCUGGGUGGCCCUUUGGGAAUACGGUCUGCAAGAUGAACGGGAUGAUCCAAGGAAUCUCCGUCUCGGCUUCUGUCUUCACCCUGGUCGCGAUCGCAGUGGACAGGUUCCGUUCCAUCGUUUAUCCCUUCAAGCAGAAGCUCACCAUAUCGACGGCCAUCGUCAUCAUCGUGGUCAUUUGGGUGCUGGCCAUUGCCAUCAUGUGCCCAUCCGCGGUGAUGUUGAAGGUGGAGAAGGAGAAGCAUUUCAGGGUCAUCCUUGGUGAUGGCAACAAAACCAACCCGAUCUACUGGUGCCGGGAGGACUGGCCCAACCAGGACAUGAGAAAGAUCUACACGACCGUGCUCUUUGCCAACAUCUACCUGGCUCCCCUUUCUCUCAUUGUCAUCAUGUACGCUCGGAUAGGGAUCACGCUCUUCAACACUUCUGUCCCCAGCGCGGGAAAGCAGGGCCAAGAGCGUCACUCUGUCUACAAGAAGAAACAGAAGGUCAUCAAGAUGCUCAUCGUCGUGGCGUUGCUUUUCAUCCUCUCAUGGCUGCCUUUGUGGACCUUGGCGAUGCUCUCGGACUACGCCGACCUGACCGAAGAGCAGUUGCAGGUCAUCAACAUCUACAUCUACCCUUUCGCUCACUGGUUGGCCUUCUUCAAUAGCAGCAUCAACCCCAUCAUCUAUGGGUUCUUCAACGAGAACUUCCGGAGGGGUUUCCAGGCAGCCUUCAGAUUUCAGCUUUGCUCCAGGGAUGCGUUACCCCGGGAGAUCUAUUUCCAGCGGGGACAGAGCAAUGCCAUUUUACCAGCCGCCGUUCCCCAACCAACAGCCCAGCAUCUUACAUCUCCAGCUGCGGGGAGGCUGCCUCAGAAAGGGAACUGGAUGGACAAGACACAAGUGCUUAUGCUGGAAGAUAUCGAAAAGGGGGGAAAUAACAACGGAGUUAAACAAGACUUGCUAUAAACUACCUCUUCCUGUUAGUUCGGUGCCCGCUUUGACAGUUGUCUUGCUACUCAAGCCCACCCUGGCAAAAAUGACAGCUCUUUUAGGACUUCGCUGCAUGUCCCUUUUGUACAAUAGUUGGUUGAUUGCAAAAUAUAGGGCAGUCUGUUCCUGAAUCAGGAGAGAUUCUCUUGUAAUUAAGAUCAUGUUUGGACUUUUUCCACUGUGGCAGCUUCAGAGUUGUGCAUUCAGGUGGUCUUGGAUUCUGGUCUAAGAUGGUUGAUCCCAAAACUUUAUAAUGUAAAUAUUUUUAAAAAAGCUUGAACAGCCUGUUGCAAGGUAGGUUUCAUUGAGACAAUAAUGACUUUUCAGAUUUGGAAAUCCUUCUAGUAGAAAAGCAUCCGACCCUAUACUAGAAACGAAAAUUUCUGAGCAGACGGAGUGAGCACCCAAUAUCCCUUGGCCCUUGUUCAGAGGAGAAAACUUUAAGUAUUUUUAAAAGUUGUCUCCGCCCUUAGAAAUAAAUAUGACCGGGGUGGAAUUCUAGCAGGAGCUCCUUUGCAUAUUAGGCCACACACCCCUGAUGUAGCCAAUUCUCCAAGAGCUUACAAGGCUUUUUUUUGUAAGCUCUUGGAGGAUUGGCUACAUCGGGAGGGGGAGUGUCCUAAUAUGCAAAGGAACUCCUGCUAGAAUUCCACCCCUGAAUACGACCGUCAUCAGAAUCUUUUCAUUGUGCGAAUUCUGGGAAUGGUCACCUGGUGUGAAAUUCAACCAUGUUCCUGACCUGACAAAGACAGAUGACCAAAUAUUGAAUGACACGAUUUAGAACCUCUUUGUCUUACCUGUUACACAAAUACAAUCUUGUGUUUAUGAUGAA
Heteronotia binoei (common prickly gecko) is the source of this 2131-nucleotide messenger RNA. RefSeq names its product neuropeptide FF receptor 2 (gene NPFFR2). Bases 1 to 1275 code for a protein of 424 amino acids. The transcript has 3 exons. Gene Ontology annotation, cellular component: membrane. Gene Ontology annotation, biological process: regulation of MAPK cascade; G protein-coupled receptor signaling pathway; regulation of cAMP-dependent protein kinase activity. The record is from RefSeq and is a predicted model, not a curated record. Gene Ontology annotation, molecular function: peptide binding; opioid receptor binding; neuropeptide receptor activity. Lineage: Eukaryota; Metazoa; Chordata; Lepidosauria; Squamata; Gekkonidae.